Chanos chanos (milkfish) is the source of this 4206-nucleotide messenger RNA. It is a transcript of the gene kpna3, whose product is annotated as karyopherin alpha 3 (importin alpha 4). Gene Ontology annotation, molecular function: protein binding; nuclear import signal receptor activity. The record is from RefSeq and is a predicted model, not a curated record. Gene Ontology annotation, biological process: protein import into nucleus. The transcript has 17 exons. Lineage: Eukaryota; Metazoa; Chordata; Actinopteri; Gonorynchiformes; Chanidae. Gene Ontology annotation, cellular component: cytoplasm. Bases 64 to 1629 code for a protein of 521 amino acids.
GGUCCUACACUCUACUUCCCCUCGCUGGAGCUCCGUACGACGGACUACACACAGAACACAGCCAUGGCCGAAAACGCCGGCUUGGAAAACCAUCGCAUUAAGAGCUUUAAAAACAAGGGGCGAGAUGUCGAGACUAUGCGAAGACAUCGCAACGAAGUGACGGUAGAACUGAGAAAGAAUAAAAGAGAUGAGCACCUGCUGAAGAAGCGAAACGUUCCACAGGAGGAGAGUCUGGAGGACUCAGACGUAGAUUCUGAUUUCAAAGGGCAAAACGUAACACUAGACGCCAUCUUACAGAAUGCCACCAGUGACAACGCAGUAGUCCAGCUCAGCGCUGUGCAGGCGGCUAGAAAAUUACUCUCCAGUGACAGAAAUCCUCCCAUCGAUGACUUGAUAAAAUCUGGAAUCCUUCCCAUCCUAGUGAAAUGCCUGGAGAGGGACGACAAUCCCUCGUUGCAGUUUGAAGCUGCCUGGGCUCUGACCAAUAUAGCGUCGGGCACCUCAGCACAGACUCAGGCUGUGGUCAAAUCCAAUGCUGUCCCCCUGUUCUUGCGACUUCUCCACUCCCCUCAUCAGAACGUUUGUGAACAGGCAGUGUGGGCGCUUGGCAACAUCAUCGGUGAUGGCCCUCAGUGCCGAGAUUACGUCAUCUCCCUGGGCGUGGUCAAGCCCCUCCUGUCCUUCAUUAACCCCUCCAUCCCCAUCACUUUCCUCCGUAACGUCACCUGGGUUAUCGUCAACCUGUGCAGGAACAAGGACCCACCCCCACCCAUGGAGACUGUGCAGGAGAUCCUGCCUGCCCUUUGUGUACUCAUAUACCACACUGACAUAAAUAUCCUGGUAGACACAGUCUGGGCCCUGUCCUACCUGACAGACGGAGGCAACGAACAGAUUCAGAUGGUCAUUGACUCAGGUGUAGUCCCUUUCCUGGUCCCCCUGCUCAGCCAUCAAGAGGUCAAAGUUCAGACUGCUGCACUGAGGGCGGUGGGGAACAUUGUGACAGGGACAGAUGAGCAGACUCAAGUGGUGCUCAACUGUGACGUUCUCUCCCAUUUUCCCAACCUGCUCACACACCCCAAAGAGAAGAUCAACAAGGAGGCGGUGUGGUUCUUGUCCAAUAUCACAGCUGGGAACCAGCAGCAGGUGCAGGCAGUGAUUGACGCUGGCCUCAUUCCCAUGAUCAUCCACCAGCUGGCCAAGGGGGAUUUUGGUACACAGAAAGAAGCUGCCUGGGCCAUCAGCAACUUAACAAUAUCUGGGAGAAAGGAUCAGGUGGAGUACCUGGUACAGCAGAACGUAAUCCCACCCUUCUGUAACCUACUGUCAGUGAAGGAUUCUCAGGUGGUCCAGGUGGUUCUGGACGGGCUGAAGAACAUCCUCAUCAUGGCCGGGGAGGAGGCCAGCACCAUCGCAGAAAUCAUUGAAGAGUGCGGAGGACUGGAAAAAAUCGAGAACCUCCAGCAGCACGAAAACGAGGACAUCUACAAAUUAGCGUUUGAAAUCAUCGAUCAAUACUUUUCAGGAGAUGACAUUGACGAAGACCCCAGCCUGAUCCCUGAGGCCACUCAGGGCGGCACCUUCAAUUUUGACCCGGCGUCCAACUUACAAACCAAGGAGUUCAAGUUCUGAAGAGAGAGACUAGGUGGGUCCCAUCACCACCACUACCACCCCCCCACCCCCCGAGCUGCUCUUCACCUCAAACACCCCACCCCACCCCACCCACCUCCUUCUGAUCAUCACCGACAAUUCACUAACAACAAACACACUCGGGAAAAAAAAAAAUUCAAGCACUGAAGGAUCUGACUAUCUCAAAGCAUCCGCACGAUGCCUCUAAAUGUUCCAGAAGAAGAGGAAGAAGAGAGGGGAUAAAAAAGAAAAAAAAAAAAAAAAAAGGAAAACAAACGCCUCGUCUGUCAUUCUGCAGUUGCCAAAAAAAAAAAAAAUGUCGCUCUCUCUUUCUUCUCUCGUUCACCAACACACACACACACACACACACACACACAGACUCAAGUCAUAUGUGUGCAUGAACAUUAUGAAAAGAGAACUUGUUUUACCAGCCGUCAUAUCAGCAAACUGAAAAAGGAGUAAGACAGAAAAAAAAAAAUCCCCGAUUUUUUUUUUUCCCCCCCUCUUUUUUUUUUUUUCCCCUCUCCCCCCUCGGCAAUCUCUCCUUUCUCCAGAAGUCAACCCUGUUUCGCUAAGUGAUCUGAGUCAGUGCACCAGACACCCCAAACGGAAGACAUCCAAAUCUCCAAAUCUCAGCUGUGUUAAGCCACAUGGGCCCUCUUUCCAUUCCCCCUCAGGACCCCUCCCCCCAACCCCCUUGCAAUUUCUGGAGGGGGGGGCCGGGGCUGGAGGAGGGGCUAUUUCAGACAGUGGUGGGCUUACGGAACUGAUAAAAAAAAAAAAAAAACCACCGCCACAAAAUUCUUUGUCUUUGAUUUUUUUUUUUUUUUUAUUCAUGAAGUCAUCAUGAAUCAAUGGAUAUUAUGUACAAAAAAAAUGAAAAUAAUAACAAAAAAAAAAGACAUGAACAGAUAAGUUGUCAUUCAAGCAUUCAACCCUAAAGGUUUUGCGGCGAAGGAGAACUUUUAAAGCGUUUGCGCUCACUCUCUCCCUCUCCCUCUCAGUUGCCAUGGAAAUGUGGGACACAUUGAAGGAAAUUUUGAGUAACAUAAGUGUCACUGAGGGUUAGAAGCUACUCAACAAGUGUGCUGGAGCAGGCACUCUCUCUCUCUCUCUCUCUCUCUCUCUCUCUCUCUCCUCCUCUCUUUUUGUUUUUUUUUGUCUUUUUUUGUUCUUCUCCGGGCAUGAUUGCUGUUACCUGGAGGACCUGCUGCUGUGACGAUGUCUUGCCUGGAACCUUUCAACUCUCUUUCAGAGAAGAGAGCAGUGAAGCUUACACACCUCUCUCUCUGUCUCUGUCUCUGUCUCUGUCUCUCUCUUUCUGGAUACAUCCACAUUUCUCAUCUGUAAUAAUAACCAAUCUUAACUCGAGGACAGCGACGCGACCCCCCCCUCCCUUGGACACCCCCGGCACACGCCUUUCAGAACUCUCACCUGGCUUCUUCUCAUCUCUUCUUGGCAGGAAUAUAUUUUCGCAAAACUUAAGUUAACAGCGUUUAGAAUAGAUGGUCAAAAAAAAAAAAAAAAAAACGAGAGAAAACUACAGAUUCGAUUGGAUUGUGAUUAUUUUUGUCAGUAGAGCUUCCACGUUUGCUAUUUCCUUUUCAGUCUUAUAUGCACACUUGUGACAUGCCCCAACCCCCCCACCCUUCUUUUUGUCUUUCUUGCCGGACGCACGUGGAAAGCGACAUUCACUUAAUAAUUUAGAAAAUGUAAGCAAUGGAGGAGGCGGGGAAAUCCAUAACAGUGCGAUUCUGUUUUUAUUUUUGUUGUUGUUUUGUUGUUAAUUUGAGAAAUUCAUUUGCUACAACCUAACUGUACAAACUAAAGUAUCUUUCCAACUUUCUCAUGUAAGGUAGGCUAUGUAAAAAAAAAAAACAAAAACAAAAACAAAAAAAAAAAAACCACAAGGAAAAUUAAGAGUCGCCACACCCUACUAGACAUUUGUUGGGACACUGCAGAACAAUAACAUUGUAUUACUGAUUUACAAUUAACAGGGAGGGUUGUUUUGUUUUGUUUUUUUCUUUUUUUUUUUUUUUUUUAAACAUGCCUAUUGUGAUGACAGAUGAUUCCAUUAUUGGAAAUGGGCUUUCUUACUAUUGUGACUGGACAUUUUGUUUCCCUGUGCAUAUACUUGUAAAGGGAUUUGGAAAACAAACAAAAAGAAAGAAAGGAAAAAAAGAAAAAAAAAGAAAAUACAUUUGGACUAAUGUAGUAAGGCCCUGGCUGCUAACUACUGAAAAUGGGGAAUUGUGAUGCAGGCAGUCCAGGUGUUUUUUGGAAUAGCCAUUUCUAAUUGAUGAACAACAACAACAACAAAAACAACCCUAGCAGGUGUGUAUUCAUGAACUAUCUAGACACCUAGAAUGAGCCACUUUAAAGAUUUAAGAAUUUUUUUGUCUUGUAUCAGAAAAGGAUACAAGCUUAUGCUUGUUGCAAGAUUUUUACUUGCUGAAGAAGAAAAAAAAAACAUUAAAAUAAAAUAUGAAAAAGCGACAGAUCGCAUUUUGGCCUCUGAUUGUUUAUAUCUUUUUAUAAAUUUUAGAAACGAUUUCUCUUUAAGGUGGCUCACUGUUUUUU